AUGCCCAACCUCCAAGAGCUUACGCUCGGCUUUGGUCGACUGGACGACAUACCAAGCACGCUCGACACCAAGGCAACCCCCCGUCUGCGCGCGCUGACCCUCUACAGUGUCACCUUUUCGGACAAGGCUUUCAACGCCUUCUUCCAGUGGACCUUGGGCUUGCGCCAGCUGCGGUGUGUGCUUUGUAGCGCAAUUUCGUUCGAACGUCAUCGGCUACUGACGCUCAACACCGUGUUGCGCCACUGGAUCGUCAUUAAUGGUGUCACCAGUGCCGGUUUUGUGUACAACACACUUGACGAAGUGCAAGUCAUUGCGUCCGUGCUCCAGAACGCACCACGGUCAUUGCCACUGACGUUCCUGGACGUCGACGAUAUUGGAAACGACGUCGCUUGCCUUUGGAAGCUCAUCAAGUCGAUGGCCCACCUCGUCAACACCACCGUCAAGUUCGAGUUCAAGAUGCACGAAUGCCAGUACAGAGCCAUCAAGACCACGGCCCUCGAGGACCAUGGCGUCGACGUCCCAUCCGGUUGGCGACUAUGA
Molecule: messenger RNA, 540 nt
Organism: Saprolegnia diclina VS20
Lineage: Eukaryota; Oomycota; Saprolegniomycetes; Saprolegniales; Saprolegniaceae
Exons: 1
Coding region: 1-540 (179 amino acids)
Source: RefSeq, a predicted model, not a curated record